Messenger RNA from Thelazia callipaeda (thelaziosis nematode), 294 nucleotides. The record is from the annotation of a GenBank genome assembly. NCBI's taxonomy places the organism in Eukaryota, Metazoa, Nematoda, Chromadorea, Rhabditida, Thelaziidae.
AUGAUUAGAUACAAAGCGAAUAUACAAGUUUCCAGAUACACAACAACAGAAGCACCAAUUACGCUUAUCACUCAGUUGAUGUUGCCACUGAUUACGUGGCAAAUCAUUCUUGGCAUAUCAUUUUUUCCAGAGGAAUUCAUAACUUAUUUCUUAGAUGAGAUGUAUGGAAAUGACGAGGCUGCCGGAGACCAGCCAAUCUUUCACCAGCCAACAAACUUAGAUAACUUACAUUCUCACGGUGACGUGCCUCCAACACCUAUAGCUGAACAAAUAUCUUACGAUUUCUUUUUCUAA